This is a messenger RNA of Prorocentrum cordatum, 168 nucleotides long. The record is from the annotation of a GenBank genome assembly. NCBI's taxonomy places the organism in Eukaryota, Dinophyceae, Prorocentrales, Prorocentraceae.
AUGGCCGAGGCGGACAGCGCGGCGGUCCGCGCGGUGCAGCGCGAGGCCGACGUGCUUCAGGAGCACGUCCAGGGCCUGCGCGACGAGUGCGCCAAGGUGCGGCCCAGCGCUGCGGCCGAGCGCGACGAGAGCGCCCGCCUGGCGGAGGUCUGGGAGCGGGACCAGUGA